GUCAGAAAGCUGGGCAGCUGUCAAAAAUGAGGUAUUAUCAUUAACAAGAUUGUCCAUACUGUAUUGUUACACUAGGUUGGCCCUCCUUUCUUACUGAUAUUUUUUUAAUGACUGCUGGCUCUGUCAGCGGCAGAGAUGCAGCUCUCUGAGCCACCCAAAGUGUGACUGCCUCCUGUGGUGAAACACACAGCACACAGUGGCCGGAAACCAGUCAGCUCCUGUCCGUAGUGGUUAGGCUGCAUGUGGUUUCAAAGCAGCUACUGCUGCCAUUUUAGCUUAGAACUGCCAGAGAUUUUAUGAAAUGCGGGUAUGGCACGCACAAAGCCUGAGAUCAUUAUGUCCUUGGGUGGAAAAGAUGUAAAAAAUGUAAAAAUAUUUCUCACGACUUACUCAGAUAAGAAUUCAUGAAAAAUGUUUGCUGCCUUAAAUGUCUUAUAUGGACGAGGCUCGAUACUCUAUCGUUUUCCCAUUUAUUUCAGAACUAGAAAGCAUUUACAGGGCAUUCAUGUGAAGUAAAGUCAUGGAAAACUAAACUGGCAUGUUGUGUAAUAAACAGAGAGCGCUGGUUAUGCCUGUCAGCUCUGUUCAUUACGGCCUGCUGGGUGUCCCCACAUCUGCAAAGAUGUCAGCAUGUCCUCUGUGUUUAGUUUGCUUGCUUGUCCUCUGCUGGUUAAUGUGGGUUCUGGAGAGGCACUGAAUCACCCCAGAAUGAAAAGUCUUGCACACUGAGCAGUCCAUGGUCUUGUGAUUGAGUGGGAGGUCCUGGUUUUUUACAAAGUGCAGGAAGUUGGUCUUUCCAAGCUCUGUGCUAAGUUGUGGAUGUGGGUGUUUUCCUUCUUUUAGAUGUGAAUCUUGAAGUCAAAACAAUUCUUUUUGAUUAAGUCAUGGUGGUCACAAGAAUGUGAGCCUCCAAUCAACUCUGGGAAUGUAAACAAUGUGGGGCACUAUGAGGCAUCUGAAAUUAAGAAAUGAACAAAUUAAACAGAUUAAGUAUUAUGCGCUCAUCAUUUUUCAAACUCACAGCUAGAUAACAUUCUCCAUCCGGGAAGAGCUAAUCCUUUGCCAACAAUUGAGUUGUGCCUCCCCCAAGGAUAUAUGCUGCUGAAGGACUUCCUGGCUGUAAUAUCAGAUUUUUCUCAGACGGAGAGCAGCCUUGAAUUUAUCCUUCUCCCAGCUUCCAUUUUUAAUUUUUAACAGGACAAAAACAAAAAAAGCAAGGACAGCUCUCUUAGCCACGCUCACAUUUAAGCAAUGUCUACGCCAACUGUUCCAGCUAAACUCCUCCUCAGACACGAGCUGCAGGCCAAUGCCAGUUUUACGGCCAUGUUGACUUUGGAAGAUGACGAGAGAAAAAGACAGAGACAGACUUCCAAGGCUUUUGGCUUUACUACUUGGAGAAUGUUGGAGGGUUUACCUUGGGCUAUGACCAAGUGUUCCUAGUGGUCAGCAGACUUCUGGAAGAACAAAACAAUAGCUGCUUGUUUAUAGUAAUGUUUCAGCAACCAGGUUUUCUGGCAUGUUUCAUAAUAUCUUUUUCCAGUUAUUUUAUUUUAUUUUAUUGCUUCUGUAUGAAAACAGUGCUGCAACUUAUAUGGUGGAUGUUGAGCAACUUAGGGGCUUUUUGUGCUGUCAAGAUUUUUCAGCUGGCUUCUUACUUUUUGUAUUUAGUGUCGGAUAUAUUGCGUGUAAGAUGGCAGAAAAAGCCAAGUAACCUUCAUAGUGUCAUUACCUCUAAAUGUUUAAGUAUGCACAAUAUAGGAGAUGCAAGAGUUGGAUGAAUAAGGGUUAAAGCAGUUCUUUUAGGUUCUCUGGAUGGGAAAAAAAUGUCAUGAACACACCAUCAUCUGCAAACGGAUGGAGACCAAGACAACUGGCUUGCUUGUAAAUUAAUUCCCAGCCUGUUUAUUUCUCUAACCUUCAAGUAGAGAUGCUCCCUCUGACCUGCUUCACAUCAGGGGUCCUGCUGUUUAUACCAAUGGCAAAAGUAAUUAAAUUCCAGUUAAAUUUGCCUGGAGCAAGAUGGGGGCUGUUGUCUUAACAGCAAGUCUGUUGAGGCUCAGAUAAUGGUAUCAUAUUUGCGUUUCCCUAAUGUUGGUACCCUGAUGGAUUUUAAAGAUAAAGUAUUUGAUGCAUCUUUACUGGAUUCACACAUUUACUGGAUUUUUUUUUCUACAUUCUUCAUCUUGUGGCAUUUAGCGAUAGACUCUGCUGGUAUGAGAUUUUCACGGUAUGAUAACCUUUAGUUAAAUAAGUUCACAGAAGAAAAAUGUGUGACAUGAUGUAAUUGCUUUGAUUGACUGCUACAACAAUAUUGACUAAUACAGGUCUAAUACUGGUACAUCUAUAAUACUUAUUUAUGUUAUUUUUGAUUUAUGUACUUGUUCUUAAUAAAAAAUGGAGAAUAAAUCCCCACUAAAUCUAUCACUUUUUAAAUGCCAAUUUUUCUUUUGUGUUUUGCUUUUUGCAUAUUUAUAACAAACUAAUACUAGCUGAUUAAGUAGUCGAGUCUCUGCAAACCCUUGCAAAAAAUUCAACUGCUAAUUGCAGCGUGUGUGCCCAAAGUAUGAGCAUUCAUUCUUCAGAUGCAUCUACUUGGCCCUGAGCCACAUGUGAGAACACUGUAUGGGUUUCUGGAUAAUUUGCUAAAGAGGGGAAAAAAUGCAUGUAAGCGGUACCAAAUGUGUAUUCUGUAGGAAGGUGCAUUGCCGCCACAUCAUCCACUGCUAUUGCCAAAAAUAAUUACCACAACGAUAGAAUGUUUUCAGUCAAACCAGAGGAAACAUAAUCUAAAGUACAACAAUAAUUAAAGCACAAAAAGCCAGGCUUGUUUCGUGAGGUCAUGGCCGAACAUUUGGAACACAGUGCUCAAUUCACUUGCGUCACAAAAUUGAGUCCUUCAUUUUAUUUAUGCACUUUGUGAAGUCUUUCAUGUCGAGUACAGUGGAUUAGUGUGACUGCUGGUCUGGUAUGUGCCAUAACUAAGUGAGAUUGUACUACUGGAAGACAAAAUUAGUGCCCAUUUCUGCUCCUGGAUCAACAAUCAAAUUCUGUCUCAAACAUAGCAGGUUGAGCCUCUUCUUCUGUCAGAUCUUCAAUGUAUUUAAUUAAAUAAUCCUUAAAUUAAACUGCUUGAUGGUUGUUUUCCCUAUUCACCAGACCGCUUUCCUAAACCUGGUGGUAGUUUUCCACUUUUCUUCAGUCAGCUUUUGGAGAAAGAUACCAGAUUAGCAGAACAGAGCGCAAAGCCACUGAAGGUCAUGCAUCAUUUAGGAUAAAAUUCUAAUACCUGCGCGAGGUUAAGCAUUCCAGUGACACCAGAAAAGGAUUAAUUUGCAGAAUAGCUUAAUCUUUGCUUUGUUCUUUUAAUGACUUUGUUGCAUUUAGAACUUUUCUUCUGCCGGAAUAUUGUAAUAAUAGACUUUGUACAGUUGUUUUUGUUCUAUAAGCUUGAAAUUGAAUUUUGGUUGCAAUUACUCGGACCGCGGUUUACUUUCACAUGCUGGUUUUGACCCCUGCUGACCUGUGUGAGGUUUUCCUUCCGCCGCUGCUGAGAGUCACAGACAACAUUUCCCAUCAUGACAUGGACUAAAACAGAAGCCUGUGGUGCAGUAAAAUGCCAAUCUGAAACAGAUGUUGUUUCAAAAUGCCAUGGAAGUGGGUUUUUUUUUUCUUCUUUUUCGAAAGAGUAACAAUGCAAGUAAGAGGGUGAUCUGGUGUAGGGCGUGAAAAACACUGUUACCAUGGCUCUGUCAGUGUCCCCGUAAUUAAUAAUCAUUUAGGAUUUUCACAUUCAUUUGGUUUCAGCUGCGUAACUGCAAUUUUAGACAUUUGCAACAAAUAGAAUAAAAGGAUGUUUUAGCAGGAAUGCAAACCAGAUCAGAAUGAGAAAAAUGCGAAUGCAGGAAAUGACAGGGAGAGGUGAGGCUAGAUGGUGGGGUGGUAAAAUUACAAAGCUGCAGCCGCUAGCAGACGGCCUGAUGCUGACGUUUGUUGCGGCCCUUCUGGUCUUUGGGCCUCAUCAUGAGAAUGCGUACACAGUCAUUAGGCUCUGAUAGAUGUGUGCUGAGCUGCUUUAAACCACUAAAAGGGAUUAAGAUUGAUGUGAAGUGAGAAUUAAAGGAUUAUAUUUAAGGCUGCAAGUUUCCUUCUCCUUCAACAACAACAAAAACAUAAUAAUAAUAUUAUUUUUGUACUUCUCUAUUAGGUUUUGAGGAAGCGGCAAUCAACUAUAGGAUAUCAGUUUGCUCACCGGUCAGAGGAAAAAUCUGGCAGGUCUGGAGCGGGAUAGCAAGCAUGGCUGAACCACGGCGGGAAAGCACCAGCAGCCUGCAAAGGAAGAAACCUCCCUGGCUCCGACUGGACAUUCCCACGGCUCAGAUGUCACUAGACGAGCCUCCGACUUUUGUUCAGCCGGUGAGGCGGCAGGGGUUCCUUCGCAGUAUCAGCAUGCCGGUGGAGACUUCUCACCUCCAGUCUCCGCCGCGCGACAUCUUUGACACCCGGCGGCCAGUAUUACAACGCCAGUCAUCCAUUACUCAGACCAUAAAGAGCAGCAGGAGAGUGCACUUUGAGCGGAUUAACACUGUCCCCGUUAAGGGGCAGCGGGCUGCACGCCACAGCGUCAGGAAACACCACUCUCUCUCCAGAACUCUGCUCAGGGGAACAGCAGACUGGUUUGGAGUUAGUAAAGACGGCGACGCCACACAGAAAUGGCAGAGGAAAAGUCUUCGGCACUGCAGCCUCCGCUAUGGGAAGCUAAAACCGCAGGUGAUCCGGGAGAUGGACCUGCCGAGCCAGGACAACAUCUCCUUGACCAGCACUGAGACCCCACCUCCCCUCUACGUGCCGUCCUCGCAGCAUGGAAUGCAAAAGAUCGUGGACCCAUUGGCACGUGGAAGAGCCUUUCGAAUGGUGGAGGAGGUUGAUGGCUACAGCGUGCCUCCAACCCCGAUCACCCCCGGAGCCACGUCACUUUGCUCCUUCACCAGCUCCCGCUCGGGUCUCAACCGGCUACCUCGGAGGCGCAAGAGGGAAUCGGUGGCCAAGAUGAGCUUCAGGGCCGCAGCUGCACUGGUCAAGGGGCGUUCGUUAAGAGAGAGCACUCUAAAACGGGCGCAAAGGCGAAGCUUCACUCCCGCCAGUUUCAUGGAGGAAGACGUGGUCGACUUUCCUGAUGAACUGGACACCUCCUUCUUUGCUAGAGACAUCCUGAUGCACGAAGAGUUGUCCACAUAUGCAGAUGAGGUCUUUGAGUCUCCAUCUGAGAUGGCCAUCAAAGAGGCAGAGCCCGGCACCAAGAAGGAUGAAAUGGAGCUGACAGGCAGUGCCUUGGAUAAGACUGAGCUUGAGAGAAGUCACCUCAUGCUGCCUCUGGAAAGAGGAUGGCGUAAAGCCAAAGAAGGAACCCCAGGACCACCAAAGGUGCCCUUGCGUCAGGAGGUGGUGAGCGUUCACGGACAGCGGCGUGGACAGCGCAUCGUCGUGCCGGUCAAGAAGCUUUUUGCUCGUGAAAAGAGGCCUUAUGGGCUGGGCAUGGUGGGAAAGCUGACAAACCGCACUUACCGCAAACGCAUUGACAGCUACGUGAAGAGACAGAUCGAGGAUAUGGACGACCACAGGCCUUUUUUCACAUACUGGAUCACCUUUGUUCAUUUACUCAUCACUAUAUUGGCUGUAUGUAUAUAUGGUAUUGCACCAGUGGGCUUCUCUCAGCAUGAAACUGUUGAUUCUGUUUUAAGAAACAAAGGAGUCUAUGAAAAUGUCAAGUUUGUACAGCAGGAGAACUUCUGGAUCGGGCCUGGUUCUGAAUCCCUGAUCCAUUUAGGGGCCAAAUAUUCUCCAUGCAUGCGACAAGAUGAGCAGGUGCACAAUCUUAUCAGGGAAAAGAAAGCUGUUGAACGCAACUCCGCGUGCUGCGUUCGGAAUGAUCGCUCUGGCUGUGUUCAGACUUCAGAGGAGGAAUGCUCGAGUACUCUAGCUGAGUGGGUGAAGUGGCCGAAUCCAAUAUUCAGCACUCCACAGUUCAAUGGUAAAGACAGGCAGUAUGGCUCAGUGUGUCAUCAGGAUCCCGGGAUAUGUCUGGAGCCGGCCUCGGUGUCUCCACAUGAAUGGCCCGAUGACAUAACAAAGUGGCCUAUUUGUACCAGGUACAACACAGGGAACCAUACCAACCUGCCUCACAUAGACUGCACCAUCACAGGCCGACCCUGCUGCAUCGGAACCAAAGGGAGGUGUGAAAUCACAUCCAGGGAAUAUUGUGACUUCAUGAAGGGCUACUUCCACGAGGAGGCUACUCUUUGCUCGCAAGUGCACUGCAUGGAUGAUGUCUGUGGAUUGUUGCCUUUCCUCAACCCAGAGAUUCCAGAUCAGUUUUAUAGGCUCUGGCUUUCUCUUUUCCUGCAUGCUGGAAUCCUCCAUUGCAUGGUGUCGGUGGCUUUCCAGAUGACCAUCCUGAGAGACCUGGAGAAACUGGCUGGCUGGCUGCGCAUCUCAAUCAUUUACAUCCUCAGUGGGAUCACCGGGAACCUGGCCUCGGCUAUCUUCUUACCCUAUAGAGCAGAGGUGGGUCCCGCUGGCUCUCAGUUUGGGAUCCUGGCCUGCCUGUUUGUGGAGCUCUUCCAGAGCUGGCAGAUCCUGGCUCAGCCGUGGAGGGCCUUCAUCAAGCUGCUGUGCGUGGUGCUCUUCCUCUUUGCCUUCGGGCUACUGCCCUGGAUCGACAACUUCGCCCACAUCUGUGGCUUCAUCUCCGGCUUCUUCCUGUCCUUCGCCUUCCUGCCCUACAUCAGCUUUGGCCGCAUGGACCUGUACCGCAAACGCUGCCAGAUCAUCGUCUUCCUGCUGGUGUUUGUCGGUCUGUUUUCGGGCCUCGUGGUGCUCUUCUACGUCUACCCCAUCAAGUGCGACUGGUGCGAACUGAUCACCUGCAUCCCCUUCACGGACAAAUUCUGCGAGAAGUACGACCUCAACGCCCACCUUCAUUGAAGUGCGAGCAACGAAGCAUGAAGGCAUCAGGUCAAUCGUUGUGGACUGAUCGAGAGGGAGGGGAACAUUUCCUCUUUCUCUGUGAACUAAAAGAUUAUUGUUGUGUUCUUUUACUCUGUCAUUAUGAAUACCUAUACUCUUCAUCAUAUGGAUUUCCUUUACGUUCCCAUUCACAAUCAUUGUCAGUGCUUUUAUUGUCCAGUGAAACAAAGCUAAGGCACUUCAAAAACCCAUCAAAGCACCUGGUUUCCCUUUACUUGAGAGGAAGUAAUUGGAGAAGCCAAGGCGCUGGUACAGGCUGAAGGAUCAUAUUCAACAUUCGCCACAAUUAUUCAGGCAACCUCAGAACCAGAAGCAGGGACAAAAAAUAUAUAUACCUUUGGUGCCUUGUUGA
Messenger RNA from Xiphophorus maculatus (southern platyfish), 7375 nucleotides. It is a transcript of the gene rhbdf1a, whose product is annotated as rhomboid 5 homolog 1. Bases 4294 to 6981 code for a protein of 895 amino acids. The record is from RefSeq and is a predicted model, not a curated record. Gene Ontology annotation, biological process: regulation of epidermal growth factor receptor signaling pathway; regulation of protein secretion. Gene Ontology annotation, cellular component: endoplasmic reticulum membrane. Gene Ontology annotation, molecular function: serine-type endopeptidase activity. Lineage: Eukaryota; Metazoa; Chordata; Actinopteri; Cyprinodontiformes; Poeciliidae. The transcript is spliced from 19 exons.